AUGCAGCACCCGGGUCGAAGGGCAGUAAUAUGUCAGACUGCACCCCCCGACCCAUCCCAUCCCAGCAUUCCUUCCUCCGCCGAUGCCCGUUUCCUGUUCACAUGUCAGCAUUCAGUCUUCGCCAGAAGAUGUACGAGUCCAUACCUCCCCAAUCCCCCAAUCACCGCCACCAAAACCCCCCAUCACCACCACCAAAACCCCCUCCUCCCAAGACCACCAAACACCACCACCAAUCCUGCCGUCGCCGGGGGCGAGCGCGAAGGAUAUCUCUUCCAUGGGCGUAUCGUAAUUUCAUCGCGCGCGGGGAUGGAACCCUUGCAGACGACUUGGACGUCUGAGCGGCCGGGGGGAGGUCGACUCGGAUCGAGAGGGAGGUUGGGGGGAGAGGACGAUGCAGUGAGGGUGCGACAGGCGCUUGAUUGUGGGCUUGCGAAGAGCAGGGUAGUGAAGGGAUAUGUGGGUAGUGCAGAUGAGAAGGAUGGUUCUUCGCCUGCGUCUCGUGGCAGUACGUACCUCUUGCCCACCCACCCCGUCGUUCUCCAAAGGCCACCGCUGGUCGAUGUUGUCAAGGUCGGCAAGGUGAAGAGUCGCCAGCAUGGUGUGGCUCGCCGGGUGGAACUCUCUGGGGAGAGCGAAGUGGUGUCGUGGACGAUGGUCGAAGAGGAAGAGUCAAGAAGAGGGCGCAUAAGGAAUGAAGGGGAAUUGAGCGUUGCGGGGGAGACAGUUCCUGCCCAGGACGAGCAGUUGGAGGAGAGCUCUCCAGUUAGUCCGUACUGCUUCAGAUCGUUCUUCAAGAUUGAUAUCCAUAUUGAUAUCGUUACCAUCGUUGCCUUGCCGCCUGACAUGAAACGUCGAAGUGACGUUUCUCGCCUGCCUGGCCAAGGUACCCCUGCUGCUGUUGGCCAGUGCACCGCACCGUUUCCAAAAACUCACUUUCUCUUCCGACUUCUUCUCGCCACCAACAACCAUCACACCAUCAUCUUCAUGACCCUCCUAGCGGGAGCUCCCCCUGCUCCCUCGUCAUGUGCCUACCUGUGCCCGCCUGGCACAGGCCAGGCAUUCACAUAA
Messenger RNA from Zasmidium cellare ATCC 36951, 1068 nucleotides. RefSeq lists its product as uncharacterized. The coding region runs from base 1 to 1068 and encodes 355 amino acids. The record is from RefSeq and is a predicted model, not a curated record. The transcript has 5 exons. NCBI's taxonomy places the organism in Eukaryota, Fungi, Ascomycota, Dothideomycetes, Mycosphaerellales, Mycosphaerellaceae.